This is a messenger RNA of Belonocnema kinseyi, 3083 nucleotides long. Its product is annotated as arginine/serine-rich protein PNISR. The record is from RefSeq and is a predicted model, not a curated record. Bases 313 to 2781 code for a protein of 822 amino acids. Gene Ontology annotation, molecular function: RNA binding. Gene Ontology annotation, cellular component: presynaptic active zone; nuclear speck. NCBI's taxonomy places the organism in Eukaryota, Metazoa, Arthropoda, Insecta, Hymenoptera, Cynipidae. The transcript has 13 exons.
AAGCGGCAUUCUUCGAUCGGGGAAGCAAUUUGCAAUAAAAUUCGUGAUUUAGUGAUUUAUCUUUCGAAUCAUGGUGAUAAAGUACACUUUUUAGUGAAAUGUUUAGUGUAAUUAAUUGCAAAAAUUUGUCAAGAACACGCACUAAGGUUAGGUCUUUGCUCCGAGACGACACUCAUCGGCCGGAUAAGAUCAUUAUCACUGUUUAGUGUGUGCUGUUCAGGAACAAGUUCAGAGUUGCCUGCCAUGUUGACGACGCAGGCGAGAGAAAAAAAUUAAUUUGCAAAACUGGAUGUUUUUAUACGAAACCUUCAAAUGAAGAUGAGUCGCGAGAUGUUCGAGGGAAAAGAUUAUCCUACUCAGUGGGCCCUGAAUCCUUCCACCUACCAAAACAUGAGCAACGAUCAAGUUGAUUGGGCUGCGUUAGCUCAACAGUGGAUACAAAUGAAGGAAACGGUCGUUCCCCCUGCUCCUCCACCACCCUCAAUUGACACGGGACAAUCAACCAACGAUGGAGGUGGAGAAGCUCCAAUGGACAUGGAUACUAAAGAUGAUGACAUUCCUCCAGCUCCUCCUGCACCAAGUAUUAGUGGAUCAGACUACUAUAUUAUGAUGAGAGAUAAUGAUAGAACCAAGGAAAAAACAAUUAGGCACGAGAAAUCACAUAAAAAUAAUUCAGAUGGUUGGAAUCAGUGGAGCCAGUGGGGCCAUUGGAAUGCAGCAGGACCUGGUGCUGGAAAUUGGGAAUGGAGUGGAGUACCACCGCCUGGAGUGACCAUGGGCCCUGAUGGAAGACCUAUGGGAAUUCCUAAUGUUACACCUGCAGCCCCGCAAAUAUCGGCAAAUGCAGGAUUUAAUAUUCCUCCACCAUCAGCACCACCUCCUUAUGCCUAUAAUUCAGUAUCAGCUGGACAACCCUAUAAUCAGGUGCCGGCUUAUUGGUCUGGGGAGCAAACAGGUGUUGUUUCUUCUCAACCUCCUCCAUUUUUAAAAGGAAUGAGACACCAUAGCCGAAUACCUACCAUGCGAGGUAUGGAUCCAAUGAGAGGCAGAGAUGAUAGAGAACCAACUCCCGAAGAAGAUGCCUUUACAAUGGAUGCAGCCAAACGAAGGCAAUUGCCUGCAUGGAUUCGAGAAGGCUUAGAAAAAAUGGAAAGGGAAAAACAAAAGGCAGUCGAGCGAGAAAGACAGGAUGAAUUGAGGAAGCAAGAACUCGAGGCUCGCAAGCAAGCCGAAAACGAGGCUCGUGCGGUUCUAAAUCCGAGCAAGAGCAAAUUCGAUUCGGACUCGGAGAAGGAAACAGAAGAAGAAACAGGAUCGAGGUUUGAGGAUGGAGAGAGAAAUCAGGAACGAAGCCCCGACAUGGUUCGACCUCGACGAUCGCGUUUCAGAGAUGCGGACUCGCCCGACUCUCGUUCAGCGAAAGAAGCAAGUCCGGUUUCAACCCCCAACAUCCCCCCUGCGCCGAAACGCUCCCGAGAAGAAGUCCUCCAGGAAGUGAUGUGGAAAGUGCGGCGAUCCCUGACAGAGAUCCUGUUGGAGGUAACGAACGAAGAGAUUUCGUCGGUGUGCAGAGAGGUUUGGAGCCGCGCUCGAGCCAAAGCCCCUGCAGGAGAGCCCCCUGUCGCAUCCUUCAACAACACGGCCCCUCUUGCUCAGAUCACUCGGAAACUUGGUCUGGGCAUCUACGGCGACAGUAACAGCGAGUCCGAGGAGGAGCAGUACGAGGAGGAACAGCCGGAGGAAGAAGAUAGCGAUGAGGAACUCAAGGAAACACUGAGGCGACGUCAGCAAGCAUUCAAAAAGACCGAGGAGGAGAUUGAGGCGCGCCUAGCCGAGGAGGAGGACGACGAAGAGGACGAGCGUCAGCAGCAGCAGGAUCAGAAUCAUCACAAACAGCAGAAAAAUCAUACUGGUAAUUCUAGCAGCAGAGAUUCAGUUGAGAAAGAAACGAUAAAUAAUCAAAGAGAAGCGUCAGAAACUGUGUCGAGCGGUGGGCAAACGCCGCAGCAGCAUAUUGUCACGAGCGACACGGCCAAGGCGAAUUCUCCAACGAAAUCAGCCGACUUGGCGGGGGCGGCGACGGCGGACUCUAGCAGUAAUGAAACCUCGAGUUCCGAGACGAGUCACAGCUCGAGCAAGGCUGCUCGAUCACGAAAAAAGGAGAGUGCGCGUGACGAGAGGAAAAAGAGGUCGAAGAGCCGAAGCAAGUCGCGCGGCCGGAAGUCAACUUCUCGAUCUUCCGAUCGCACCACCACCAGGAGACACAAGUCCCGAUCUAGAUCGGUCAAGUCUCGCAAGGGGUAUCGUUCACCAUCCUCUGGUAGUUACAGGUCGAGGCGGAAGCAGAGGUCCAGGUCGCGGAAUAAUCGCAAACGAGACAAGACGACGCGAUCGAGAUCGAGGGCGAGAUCGAGAUCGCACUCGAUCAGGAGACGGUAUUCGCGGUCUCACUCGCCGCGGGGCAAGAGGAGAUCGUCUCGUUCGCAUUCCAGGACACGGAGGAGGAGUCCCUCGUAUGUGAUAAGACGAAGCAAGUCCAGGUCGAGAGAGAGGCAGAGGAGGCGAAGUCGAUCGAGAUCAAGAUCGAGAGAGAGGCGGAGAUUGUCGCGCAGUCGGUCGAAAGAUCGGAGACGCACGUCACCCUAUUCUUCUUCUUCUUCGUACAGGAAUAAGAGGCGGAGCAGUCGAUCGAGAUCGAGGGAUCGACGGAGAUCGAUAUCAAAAUCGCGACAUUCGGGCCAUCGAGAUGGUAAGAAGUCAUCGCAUCGAUACAAGGACUGAGCGCUUUCUACUCCCAAUCAAGACUCUUCUCUGGCUUCCAUCAAGAUUUUUCGACAGAUGAAAGUUGCUGCUUCGGUACGAUAAAACCGGUGUUAUGGUACAGUUAUUUUAAACAAAUCAUGAUUAUAGUAAGCUCUACCCUUUUUUUUUUAAAUGAAUUAUGCAUACAAUUAGAAAAGUGAAUGUGCUCUUCAACGAUUUCUGUGUCAGUUAAUUACUCAUGCAAGUGUAUGAAAUCCCGCGAUGGUUGCCGAUCUAUUCUACAAAUUUGUAAAUAAUAAAUCAUAAUUACUGAUACAGUU